AUGUCCAUAGCACGAUUAAUAUACUCUCUUUUUAGAAGAGUACGAUCGGUUUUGUUGCUUUUCAUUACCAUAUCGCUUCUGUUUUAUUAUACUUUUCAAAAUGAAAUCGACAUCUUGAAUUCGUAUGCUUUGAACGAUUCAUUGCCGUCUAUAAACAACAAUGAGCACACUAUAAAAAAAUCCUCGAACCUGGAGUCUGCAGACCUGCAUUUAUCUACCUCCGACCGAAUAGACACUGACAGGAACAACAACGUUGCCGUGGACUUGGCAGAUCCCGCUACAUUAAGAGAAAAAAACAUGUACUUCCCGCUGCUGUUAAGGGAAUCGUCUGAGCUAAUUGGUUCGAAUUUACCGCUUUCAUCCCUAUUGACAUAUAAGGAAAAGCAUCCCGUCCUGUUUGAAUACUCAUUGCCUUCUCAAACAUCUCUAAUACAGGAUGACACUCGUAAAGACCGGCCCGCCACGCAAUUGCCUCCAGAUAUUGACAUGGUCAAACAGGUGAAAGACAUUUUCAUGAAAUCGUGGAACCAAGAACAGCUACUAUUGAAAAGUAAUCUAAGAAGAGAAGUCACCUGGCCCGUGGAGCUAAUUGAUUCUUUAGAUACCCUGUAUUUAUGUGGUGAAACAAAACUUUUCCAAGAUUCUGUUAAUCUAAUUGAAGACUUUGACUUUCGGGCACCUCCGCUGGCAAUGGAAGUUAUUGAUAUCCCUGACAUCACCACCCGUGUACUUGAAGGGCUGCUGUCUGCGUACGAACUAUCAAUGGAUAAAAGAUUACUUAACAAGGCAAAGCAAGCCGCGGAUUUUAUACUACGAUCUUUUGACACCCCUAAUAGAAUUCCCAUUUUGAAAUUUUUUUGGAAAUCUGACCUGAGAAAUAGAUUUCCCGAUCGCACUGUCCCAUCGGGGCAAUUGACUACAAUGUCACUCGCAUUUAUUAGACUGUCACAGCUGGCUCAUUUAAAUAAAUACUUUGAUGCUGUAGAAAGAGUUUUUGCAACUUUACGCCAAUCGUACAAUGAAUUUGAUAUGGAUUUUAUGCUACCUGACGUUGUUGAUGCUUCUGGCUGCCGGUUGUUGACUCCAAAAGAAAUUGAAAAAGGUGUACACAUAAAGGGAUCCAAAAUUAUGAAAAGCAUAGAUGAAGACUUCAAGUUUGUCCACUGUCAACAACAGGGGAUAUUUCUAAAAUCACCUACAGAAGACAAUCCCCAACAGCUGCCUCAACACCAGACUUACGGAAUUAAUGAAAAGACACUACCAAUUUUAGAGAAUUUAUUCAAAAUCAAUGAUCUUUUCCAAUUCUCCUAUGACAUAUUGGACGGAUCAAGUAAAAACGCCAACGCAGCCCCGACUGACUCCAAUAUCAAUACAGAUAUGGGACCUGAUGAUGAAUUCAUAAAAGAAGAUGAUGAAUUAAUUCAAAAAAGAAACUUGAAAAGUGGUACGAAAAAGGAUUCGACAAAAAAUACCCCGAACGGCAAAUCAGUUAUAGACUCCCAGAUGUUUUUAACAUAUUUCAUCAAUCAUAUUUUUAAAUUCAUGACUUUUCAACCGAUGUUCCCCAAGAAAAUAGGAGACCAGAAGAUAAAAUUUUUGAGUUCCAUACUGACAAACUCUCAAUUUAUGCCCACAACUAAUGAGUUGGAUGUCACGAUAAGAAGAUCGUACGAUGUCUCAUCAAGCUCAUGUAGACUGGGCGGUAUUCUGGGCUUAAGCUCGCGCGUGUCCCCUCAAAGUGGCACCAACGGCAAGUAUAUUUUACCAUCGUCAUUGUUGGAAAUGAGCGAAACAAUCACACAGAGUUGUUUCUUAUUAAUGAAGGAGUUCGACGGGCUGGUCCCUCAAAGAUUCGAAUUGGAUCCUUGCGCUGACGGGGAUUGCGAAUUCGAUAGUGGCAUUAAAUCGCAAAUGAUCCUCGAUGGCGAGUACGAGACCAUUGAAAAUGACCAGAGUAUUGGGAUCGAAGUUUGGAACCAUGGUAGAGAUGGAGGUGUCCAAAAAGCUAAGAGAAAUUCAAUAGUUGAAGGCGGGACAACAAAGGCCCAAAGCACCACAAAUGAUAAACCUGGAAACGCAAAGGCUGUUGCCGCAGGAAACGAUGACGAAAGGACACAGAUGCGUAGAGUUUUUACGCUUGGCAAGAACAUCAAACCGCACAUAACAAAGAACGACAUCAGUGGCUCACAGUGGAAUAACCAUCCUGACUGGCCAUUUUGGGUCAACAAAGUAGAAUCCAGAAGGUUACUGGAUUCCAAUAUCAUCGAAUCUGUAUUUUAUAUGUAUAGAAUCAGCGGAAAACAAAAGUGGAGAACUAUGGGUAAGCAGUCGUUUGAAAUUCUGAUAAAAGAAAUGAUAAAACUGAACAGCGGUGCUAAGGGGUUGUGGCAAGUAAAGGAAUUUUAUGAAAACGGCGAAAAAGUGAACAAUGAUUUACCAAGCUAUUGGUUUUCCAGGACAUUGAAAUAUUACUUGUUAUUAUUCAGUGAUGGUGAUGAGAUUUCAUUAGACAAAUAUAUCCUGACCCAGGGAGGUCACGUAAUCAAAAAGAAAUGA
Messenger RNA from Saccharomyces kudriavzevii IFO 1802, 2556 nucleotides. It is a transcript of the gene MNL2, whose product is annotated as putative mannosidase MNL2. Gene Ontology annotation, molecular function: mannosyl-oligosaccharide 1,2-alpha-mannosidase activity; calcium ion binding. Gene Ontology annotation, cellular component: Golgi membrane; endoplasmic reticulum. NCBI's taxonomy places the organism in Eukaryota, Fungi, Ascomycota, Saccharomycetes, Saccharomycetales, Saccharomycetaceae. The transcript has a single exon. The coding region runs from base 1 to 2556 and encodes 851 amino acids. The record is from RefSeq and is a predicted model, not a curated record. Gene Ontology annotation, biological process: N-glycan processing; carbohydrate metabolic process.